Telopea speciosissima is the source of this 5920-nucleotide messenger RNA. RefSeq lists its product as uncharacterized. The transcript has 4 exons. The coding region runs from base 188 to 5506 and encodes 1772 amino acids. Lineage: Eukaryota; Viridiplantae; Streptophyta; Magnoliopsida; Proteales; Proteaceae. The record is from RefSeq and is a predicted model, not a curated record.
GUAGCAGGUCUAUUUUUUUCCCUGGAUCUGGUACUGGAAACCCUAGACGGUGAGGUUCUUCAGCUUUGGUUGUGGAGAUUGCUCUCUUGGUGCUUCGAGGGCGUUGGGAGGGCGGAGGGAGGAGCUGUGGUGUUCUCCGUUAUUUAUCUUCCUUAUCCUGGUUGCCGAUGCUAUUGGCUGUUUUCUCAUGCCGCCGGAACCAUCGCACUGGGAUCGGAAGGAUCUCUUGAAGGAGAAGAAGCUUGAGAGGUCGGAUGCCCUAGGCUCUGUUGCAAGAUGGAGGGAUUUUCAUCAAGGAUCCCGCGACUUAGCUCGAUGUGGUUCGAACGACUUUCGCCGCCUUCAAGGUCAUGGUAAGCAGGGUGGUUACCAGCUAUUCUCCGAAGAUUCUGGUUAUGGAUGUACGAUUUCGCGGUCUAUUGAGAGAAUGGGGGAUGAUGAUAUCUGCCGGCCUUCUGCUUCCCUUGGAGAGGUAAAAUACGGGCGGAACAGCAGGGAAAGUAAAGGAUUCUGCAGCCAGAAGGAAUGGAAAGGAGCGCACCUGUGGGAGAAGGCGAGGGAAACGGAUGCAUCUUUUAGCUCGUCAGGCAGGCAGCUUGAGAUGAAUUCUCAGAGGUCAGUCAAUGAUCUGCUAACAUACUCAUCUCACCUUCAUGUUGACAUUGAAACCUCGUCAUGCGACCAACUCAACUACAAAGAUCACCAUGAUAUGAUGGGUGGUGCCAAUGGCUUCGCCACAGGCCACAAAUAUGACAAAGAUAACUCGCUUGGAUCAAUCACCUGGAAGCCACUGAAAUGGACCCGUUCUGGUAGCUUGUCAUCACGUGGCUCUGGUUUCAGCCAUUCCAGUAGCAGUAGGAGUAUCAAAGCCGAUUCGGAUGGGACAAAGUCUGAGUUACAGCAUGGGAAAGUGCCUCCAGUCCGUUCACCUUCUGGGUAUGCUUCUGCUGUUGUAAACUCUGCUGCUCCUUUUGAAGAUUCAUGUUGUAGGAAGAAGCAGCGACUUGGAUGGGGCCAGGGUCUGGCAAAGUAUGAGAAGCAGAAGGUCGAAGUUCCUGAUGAAACUAUUGGCAAGAGUGCGUUGGUUUCAUGUUCGAACAACAAUCACACUACGCAUGGUCCUGUUGCAAGUCUAUCCGAGAAAAGCCCUCGAGUCACAGGUCUAUCAGAAUGUGCCUCUCCUGCAACUCCCUCUUCUGUUGCAUGGAGUUCAUCACCAGGUGUUGAUGACAAAUCAUAUAGUAAGGGGGCAAAUAUUGAUAAUGAUAUGAGUAAUUUAAGUGAUUCACCAGUGCAAGGAUUUCAGAGUUGCCUUGAGGAGUUCUCUCUAAGUCUGGAGAAUUUGGAGAUCAAUCCCAUGAAUAAUUUAAGCUCCCUAGUUGCUGACUUGCUGCAAGUUGAGGAUGCAAGCUCUGGUGACUCUUGCUUUGUGAGAUCUACUGCCACGAAUAAGUUGCUGAUACUAAAAAGUAAUAUCCUGAAGGCACUAGAGAAGACAGAUUUUGAAAUUGAUUUAUUUGAUACUGAACUUAAGUCAUUGAAUUUUGAAUCAGAAAUUGGUGUUUCUUGUUUAAGAUUAAGAGGGUCGGAUUCAUUGCAAGUGACACCCAAAGAUUGUGAUGAUGUAUGUGAUGCAUCUAAUGUGUUGCCAAAUCCAGCUCCCUUGCAUGUAGCUUCUUUUGGUGAUAUCGUUGAGGAGAAGCCGAUGCUUCACAAUGAUACAUUGGAAAAAGUAUACGCUGGAGUUGGGGAUGAGGAUAUUGAGAGUCCAGGAACUGCCACAUCUAAGUUUGGGGAACUGCCAUCUAUGGAAAAUCCAGACUUUUCAGCAGAUAUGUUAAAGCAUGAGGAAUCUUCUGUAGAUUUUGUGGCAGCCAGAUCAACAACUGCUGGCGCACUAUGUUUAUUUCCCUCUGAUGCGAAAAAUCCAGUGGUUGUUUCUGGGGCAGAGGAUGCAGAUCCCCUUGUUGAUAUCAGUACCACUGCUCAGAUUUCCAGUGGCUUGAGCUCACAUGAUGACCCAGAUUGUAAAUUUCAUGCUUCUAUAUUUGCUUCCAACAAAGAUACUGCAAGAAAAGCGUUUGAAGUAUUUAAUAAACAGUUGCCCUCUGAGCAACAUCAAGUUGAUAUUUUGGGAGCUAGUAGUGUCUUUUGCCUACAAAAGAGGGCGCUUGUCAAGGAGAAGCUUGCGGCAAGGAAAUGUUUCCUUCGAUUCAAGGAGCGAGUUCUUACCCUGAAGUUUAGGGCAUUUCAGCACUUGUGGAAGGAAGACAUGCGGUUACUUUCAAUGAGGAAGAGUCGGCCGAAGUCUCAGAAGCGGUUUGAAUUGAGCUCACGAUCAUUGCAUGCUGGGCACCAGAAAAAUCGAUCAUCUAUCCGUUCUCGGUUUACUUCACCUGCAGGUAAUUUGACACUGGUCCCUACAACGGAGAUUGAAGAUUUUGCCAGCAAGCUACUGUCAGAUUCCCAAAUUAAACUUUACAGGAAUAGUCUGAAAAUGCCUGCUUUAAUCUUGGAUGAGAAGGAGAGGAAUCUUUCAAGGUUCAAUACAGCAAAUGGAUUAGUUGAGGAUCCCUGUGCUGUCGAGAAGGAAAGGUCAAUGAUCAAUCCAUGGACUUCUAAGGAGAAGGAAAUUUUCAUGGAGAUGCUUGCCACAUUUGGGAAGGACUUCAGAAAAAUUGCAUCUUUUCUUGAGCACAAAACAAUUGCUGAUUGCAUUGCGUUCUACUACAAAAACCAGAAAUCAGAGAGUUUUGAAAAAAUAAAGAAAAGAUUGGAACUGAGAAAGCAAGAAAAAAUUUACCCUACAAAUACUUACCUGGUAACAUCAGGAAAGAAGUGGAAUCGAGAGGCUAAUGCUGCUUCCCUUGAUAUGUUAGGAGCAGCUUCUGUGAUUGCCGCUCAAGCUGAUGAAAGCAUGAAAAUUCAUUGUGGGGAAAAGUUUUUUUCAGGGGGGGUUCGUGGCUAUAAAACAUCUCGAGGUGAUGAUGCUGGUUUGGAAGGGUCGAGCAGUGUUGAUAUUCUUGCAAAUGAGAAAGAAGCUGCAGCUGCUGAUGUGUUGGCUGGAAUAUGUGGUGCUCUAUCAUCUGAAGCAAUGAGCUCUUGUGUUACAAGUUCUGUUGACCCAGGGGAAGGUUUUCAGGAGUGGAAGAGUCAGAAGCAAAGCUACAGAAACAGUCGACCUUUGACACCAGAGGUUUUGCAGCAUGUGGAUGAUGAGGAAACUUGUUCAGAUGAUAGUUGUGGGGAGUUGGAUUCAGUGGAUUGGACUGAUGAUGAGAAGUCCAUUUUAAUCCAGGCACUGAGAACUUAUGGUAAGGAUUUUGUGAAAAUCUCCCGUUAUGUUGGGACAAAGUCAAGAGAUCAAUGCAGAAUCUUCUUCAGUAAGGCACAAAAGUGUCUUGGCCUGGAUGUGAAUCAUCCUGGGCAAAACAAUGAUGGAAUGCCAGUAAGUGAUACCAAUGGAGGAAGGAGUGACACUGAAGAUGCUUGUGUUGUGGAGAUGGAGUCUGCCAUUUGCAGUACUCAAUCAUCCUCCAGGAUGGAUGUUGACUUGCCAUUGGACAUGGAUACAUCUGGGAAUGCUGGGACCACUAACUUGCAGAAUGACAUGGAUGGAUCUAUCGAGAUAAAACGAAUGGGGCAAUCAGAACAAGAAGAUUCUGAGAAAGAGUUGGGAACUGUUGUUGCUGAAGAUGAUCAGCCUCUGCCAGAGAGAAGUUUUGAUGGUGACAUCAAGUCAAUGGAACUGGAGGGAGUUAAGAUUAGUGCAGCUCAAUAUUUUACUUUGGCUGAUGAUGCUGUUAAAGUAGAGGUUGCACCAAGAUCUGAGCAGCAUGUUGAAAAAGUACAUGGAAGAGAAUCCACUCAGACAACCAUUGCUCCUGUGGAUGAACCUAUAAGUGCUGGAGGAACAAAGGGAACUGAAGGAUCAAAAUUGAAUUCUACAGUUGAGCUCCAUGCUGAUCCAGGUGCUGCUUGUGAGCAUAUAAUGCGUUCAGAGGGAUCACAGUCUGCAGUUUCUGAAAAUGGCCUAGAUGAUAGAAGACAUGCAAAGUUUAGUGCAGAUACAAAUAGCAAUGCCAGUACUUCAUGUUGCAAUCCAUCAGACUCUGCCAAAAACAAUGCUUCUGGCAUUGUGGAGGAUGGAUGCAUACACCCUGGUUUCAAUUUUACUUCCAGUAUACAGCCCAAGGUCUCUUUGGAGUUUCUUUCGUCUGUUCAUAAGCCUCAGAUUAUAUCAUGGCCCCAGAAGGAGAACCGUCCUCUGUCUGCAAGUGUAGAAUUGCAGGAUUCUUCUGUUGUUCAUACUGAGAAUCAUACUAGACAGCCAACAUCAUCGUUGUCAUCAACUCUAAAUGUUGAGGAGCAUGGAAACAAGCAGCGUCUGAGAUCUUCUAAUACAGAUAUAUACCAUCAGUAUCUUUUGGGACAGUCGUUGAAUCGGGGCGACACAUCACAGAUACUCAGAGGCUAUCCUCUCCGUGUGUUGAACAAGAAAGAGAUGAAUGCGGAAGUAGACAACAAAAGCUAUGGGAAGUCCUCCAUCGUUCAUAAUUUCUCAAAGGUGAGCAGAGAUCAGCAUUCGCAUCAGCAUUUGGUGCAGGACUUGUAUCAGGAGAAGUGCAAUGGUUCAAUACUUCCCCAUCCAGUGGCUGAGCUUCCUCUUCUGUCCAGAACUCAAGAACAGCCCGCAAGUGAUCAUCUCAGACCCCAUUCUUUGAGUAACUCAGAUACAGCAGAACACUCACGCAGGACCGGUGAUGUCAAAUUGUUUGGUCAAAUUCUUAGUCAUCCCUUACCUUUGCAGAAGCAAAAUCCCACCAGUCACAAGGGUGAUGACAAGAGUUUGUCUCCUGAAACUAAUGGCAUUCCAUUUAAGUUACAAUUCACUCCUGAUAGAGGGGUUGAUUGUGCUUCAGUUAUGUCGAAGGUCGAUCCUAGCAAGUAUUCAAGCUUGGACGAUUUCCCCACGAGGAGUUAUGGUUUUUGGGAUGGGAAUCGGAUACAGACUGGGCUACCAUCAUUGCCAGAUUCUGCCAUCUUAUUGGCAAAAUAUCCUGCUGCAUUUGCAGAUUUCCCGACAUCUUCAUGCAGGGUUGAGCAGCAGCCACCGUCUCCAGUUGUGAAGAGGAAUGAUUGUAUCUCUGUUUUCCAGAGUAAAGAUGAGGGCGAUAGUGGUGGUGGUGGUGGAGCACUGCCUGAUAUUAAAGUGUACAGGACCUAUGAUGGAACAAAAGUGCAGCCAUUUGCAGUAGAUAUGAAGCGCCAUGACGUGCUUUUAGAGAUGCAGAAACGGAAUGGUUACGAGGGUGUGCCGAGCUUUCAACAGCAAGGAAGAGUUGUGGGAAUGAAUGUUGUAGGGGGAAGCAUCCUGAUGGGAGGAAAUUGUGCAGUUUCGGACCCGGUUGCAGCCAUGCAAAUGCAUUAUGCCACAGCCGAAAGGUAUGGUGGGCAGGCUAGCUUGAGAGAAGAAUCUUGGAGACGUGGAGACUUAGGCAGGUAGCGUAGUAGAAAGAGCAGCAGCAAAUAGCAAAGAUCGUCAUUGGGUAGGUGGUCAAGAGGGGCCAAUUUAUUUGGUCCUCGGUGGCGUUCAGGAAGAUAAUUCUGUUUUAGGUCACAUUUGUACAAUACUUUUGUAAAACCUCAGAUUCGAAUGGAACCAAAGGGAAGAUAUGGGGGAUGGCUCUGUCCAUCAUCUCACUUCGUCAGAAAAAAUCUUAGGAGCUUUUGUAUUAUGUCCCCCAUUGUAUUUGUUGUAUUGGAUGGAAGAUACAGAAAAAUAAUCUGGAAGAUUUUGGGAGAGGAGACUAUCUUGGUCGCUGGCAUUGCUAUGCCUUUCUUUUUGGAUCUCCCAGUUUUCGUCUCACUAUUCAUUCUUGCAGCAGUUGAGACGGCGCAGGAACCAUGAAUUAUCAUU